This is a messenger RNA of Lampris incognitus (smalleye Pacific opah), 1034 nucleotides long. RefSeq names its product mitochondrial ribosomal protein L43 (gene mrpl43). Gene Ontology annotation, biological process: mitochondrial translation. The record is from RefSeq and is a predicted model, not a curated record. The coding region runs from base 136 to 591 and encodes 151 amino acids. Gene Ontology annotation, molecular function: structural constituent of ribosome. Gene Ontology annotation, cellular component: mitochondrial large ribosomal subunit. Lineage: Eukaryota; Metazoa; Chordata; Actinopteri; Lampriformes; Lampridae. The transcript has 3 exons.
CUGCGUGUCAACGUGCCCGUCAAGAUGUCCUCUACACGUUUAGUUGUUAGAUAUUGACGAAAACGAAUUAUUUAUUUUUUUGUCCGAUAGGUUUUAUUUGUGGAGUAUUUGAUAACUACUGCAAGGCAGCCAAAAAUGACCUCCAGAGGCACGCCGAGUCGCUUCCUUAAAAGUGUUCUCCAAAACGGGGUCGGUCGGUACAUAUGUCAGCUGAAGCGUAUCUCUAUCAUUUUCUCAAAAACUUCGCCGGGCUCGUUAGGAAUCAGGGAAUUUAUUGAAGAAGGAGUGGUGGAUUACACCAAGAAAAACCCUGGAACUGUAGUAUAUGUGUCUCCCCAGGCCAGAGAGACGCCAAAACUUGUUGCAGAAUACUUAAACGGCAAUGUUAGGGAGGAAAUCGUCAGCAGCAAAACAUCUCAGGAGAUUUCUGAGCUUGUGGCCAAGCUGACCAAUCAGUCCGGCAUGGAGAUCAUCCGUCUUCGCAAACCCUUCCACACAGACAGCCCAAGCAUCCAGGGUCAGUGGCACCCCUUCACCAACCGGCCCCCUUCAAUAGGCCCUAUCAGGCCGCAGAAACCGGAAGCUAAAUAAAGACUAGAACUGGGCAAGAAAAAGUCCAAUCCAUGUUGGAUACACCUGAAAAAAGCAAGGGGAGAGCUCAAUUCGUAUCAACUUCGCCAAAUAAGGUACCCAUUUAUGAGGCUCUGGAAGUGUCUGACAACAUGAACUACACCUCAAAAAGAUAUAGUGUAUCAUAUUGGAGUGUAUUUUUUAAGUAUACUUAAGACCCACUACCACAGACUGUUGUUUUUCAUUACCAUGCCCUACUGUCUUGCAGUGGCUGCAGAAGCCAUUUGUCUGGUUCCACUGAGCCAUGGAGAACAUUUCAUACUGUACCAGCUCUUAAUACCACAUUUAAAUAAACUUUACAUGAUUACAUCAGCAGAAUGUAGCUGACGUACUAGAAUUGCGAUAACUGUUGUGCUUCUGAAGGUUAGCAGCUGUAACUUUAGGUUGAAUAAAACAUUUUUUUU